AUGCCUCCUGAUAAUGCAAGGGUGCUCAAUGCGACUAUCGCUAUUCUUGUAUGUAUUGUGCAGAUCGUCUUAGCUACAGCUGGUUUAUUCGGACACUAUGUUAUCCUAUAUGCUACCUACAAAACAAAGGAGAUUCAAACAAAAUACGGGAUGUUGCUUGUGCAGUUAUCAAUAACGCAUAUCGUUUGCAUAGUUGGAGGUCUUCUAAACACAGCAUUUUUAAUUGUUACCCCAAUACUGGACGAAUCUUCAUGUUUACAAAUUUUUGCGCUAUUUGCUUCCGUAAUGUUCUGGCAAUCGCUAGUCAUGCUCGUCAUAUCUCUCGAUCUACUCUCCGCUAUUGUUGUGCCAUUACUUUACCGUAAAUGGACGACGCGACGAUGUGUCGUCGUAAACGUGAUAUUCUGCGGCUUGCUUUCUAUAGCAUAUACGAUUUCUAUGUACUCAGCUACUCGGCAAAAAGACCGCUACUACUGUAGUCUCUACAGUAUACAACACGAUACUGUAGCCAAUGUAGGCAGAAUAGCCAAUUACAUCAUUGCCAUCACACAAAUGGUCAUUUAUGCAACCUGUUAUUUGAUCAUAUAUAUCAGAGCAACAAUAUUUAUGCGGAAGAACAAGAACGCAUGCUACCGAAACAAACAUCGCAAGACAAUGCGUACCAUAUCUGUUCUUAUCAUCGUCUACACAUGCACAUGGGUAUUGUCCAUUGUUCUUAUGAAUGUAAUGGAGUCCAUCAAAUCCGAGUUGUGGGCGAACUGGGUGCGGAUGAUCGUGAGCGUGCUGCAGAUGACUUGUUUUGCUCAAACAUUCUACGUAUGCUACCAACGCAGCUCUGAAUAUCGUAACAUUUUCCGACGGAUUUUCAAAUCGUGGAAUGUUCCCGAAAGGGUCAAAGUUCAUUUUGUGCGACCCUGCCCGCAGGAAAAAGCUACAAUCAGAAGCUUACCAUUAUUCCUGCACCCUAGGUGGUGGAUGUCCCUAGGAGAAGAGGACGACGCUCGCGAGAAAUUUUUUAACAAGCUCUCGGAGGCAAGAGUGGAUUGGAGCGGCCGUGCAAGAAUAGCAAUAGGGAGAGCACUCGCAGACAUCCGCACUUACCAUUUUGAUCCUGAAAGAGACGCGCUUCUUCCGUCAAAGAAAAAGCGUGUCGUCAGCGAAGGCAUCGAAAGCAACAGUAUCACUAAGGAAGUAGUGAUUAAGAAGGCUGAAUGCGUUGCAGAUGAAAUUGAAGAGAUUGAAGAAGCCUGA
Messenger RNA from Cylicocyclus nassatus, 1251 nucleotides. NCBI's taxonomy places the organism in Eukaryota, Metazoa, Nematoda, Chromadorea, Rhabditida, Strongylidae. The record is from the annotation of a GenBank genome assembly.